GCACAGCCGGUGGUGGACAAAAGCGUGAUGCCAAAAAUAAAAAUAAAUGUCGCCUUUGCUGCGUCAAAUUUCUGUGUGUGAUUUUUAACGAAAAUUCCUGUUGGAAAACAACUUAAAUCCAAUUGUCAGAUAGUUAUUCGGAAAUCUUGGUUAAUAGCGUCUCGAAAGAUAUUAAAAUUUUGCACAGAAUUACUGUAUUUCCGCAUUAAAUUGGUUUGUUAACUUACGUGGAAAAGCAAUAAAAAUUGGAAAAUUUGCAGUGUGUUGAAAAGGUGGGCGAAAUUACGCAUUUCGUUUUGCCUAAUGGUGGGUUCGCGAAGACCGAAUGCUAACCAAAAGAAACCAACUAAAUUCUGAAAACAGAAGAUCACAAAGCGCGUGGUGUUAUGAAGAGGCCGGAAAAGAAAACAAAUGCGAGGCCAAUCGAGAAAUUGUUAGAAAUCUAUUAGAAUUAGUUUGUGGAUCUGUUUGUUUUUGUUAAAAUAAUAUAUAAUGGAGAAUAAGUGCAACAAAACACCGAAUACUAACAGUAAAUAUAUGGAUCAUGUAUAUUGUCAUCCAACUGAAAGCAAAAAUUACAUACGCGCCAAUAACAAUGCAGGGGGUGGUGGUGGCGCUGCUUCAGCGGCGAAUACAGACUAUUUGGCGCUACUGAAAGAAAACAAACAACUUCGCGCUAUGUUGAUAUUGCAUUUGGAUUUGAUACAAGCGCAAAGUGAUCAACUUCAAGUGAAAGAUAAACAACUUGCUACACAAAAUGAAGAACUUGAUGGGUUACGCACAAAAAAUCAGCAGUUGGAGGUACAAGUACAGGAUCUACAAAAACAAUUACAGCGGCAUAUAAAGCGAACAGCUCUUUCGCCGCCUCCAUUAGCAAAGAUACAACGUAAAACUGAACCUAUUUUAACUAGUGCAGUGUCUCCUGCAACAGCUGCAACAACAGUGACGACAUCUUCGACUCAAAAUAUUAUUGGCGAGUGUAAUGGUAAACUUAUAAGCAAAAUAAUAUUGCACCGUGUUAGUUUGCCAGAACAUAGUCCGAGCUCAACAACUACCGGGUCUUCAGAUACUACAUCAGAGGCGGAUGACAGCACAGCGAGCAAGACACAUGCCGAACAAGAUGACAAUGACGAUGACGAGCCUGGCGAAGAAGAAGAAGAUGGUGAUAUUGAGGAGACCGGCGAAACUACAGGCAAUACCACUGAGGAUAGUAGUGAUGUAGUUGCGGUACAUUCUAAGUCAGUGCCUCAUCAAAGAAUGUCACCAGUGCUUGUAUCGCGUGGUGCUAAAACCUUGCGUCAAUUAGCCAUGACGCCUGUAACAAAUGUGUCAGUACCGGUAACAACAACAUCCGCGUUAUCUGGUACACCGGCUUUAGCCACCACCGUUUCGACAACAGCAACGACGACGCAAAUCUGUGUUACUCCACCAACACCAAGUCGUGGGAAACAAAUGCCACUUAUGCUUUGGCAUGCGCCGGAUAUACAAUCUGACGAAUCUGCAAGCUGCGAGUCGCUUGGGGAACUCUCCGAUCAGCGUUCUAUGAUUGCGUCGCCAGCAUCACCCAAAGUUGGAAAUCAAUCAAACAAGCCAAAGAACAGUACUAUAACACACUCCCUUCGCAGCGGUACGCAUCUGCAGUCGCAACAAAGACAAAAAUCGCGUCGGUGUGCUUACAUAUCAACGGCGCAAAUGUAUUGUACGCGAGCAUGGGAAGAUGAGGAGGUGGUCGCUGAUGGCUACGAAUUUAUGAAGGAAGAAGCAGAAGCGCUUCAGGCUGACGCGCCCAUGUUGGAGAUACCCAAAUGGACUGAGCACGAACUUGCUGUAUCUUAUUGUAUCGAAGGUACGGAAAAUCUGUCGGACGAAACGUUCCUCAAACGUCACGAAAAGUUAGAAUUGGCGGAGAAGAGGCGCAAGAAGUGGGAUGUGCAGCAAAUACGCGAACAGCGGCGUAUAGAGAAGCUGAAGCGACGCCACUGCAAGGAUGAAAUACAAAUACCACCAGAACAACAGCCGUUAUUGAGCUUCUAUCCACAGCCAGAUACAAUACAGACAAUUUGCUUUACCAUUGAUCUACCAGUGCAAGCGUUUGGAGAGCUUGUGCCAAAAUUAAGUGCUCACAAUGAAUUUGACUUGCCAUGGUUGGAAGCGAUGACUUCCAGUCGUACGCCCGGAUCAGCAGCGACCGGUUCGAUUAUUACAUUAGCACAGAGUCAGGCUGGUGCCAAUCCAUCAUCUGCACAAGGGCAGCAACAGCUUAUGAAUUCCACCUUUGUGUUUGUAAAAAAACGCAAACGACAGCAAAGCGGUACCGCUGGUGGUACAGGAGUUGCGCAAACGGCACGUCAGCGCGGUGCACUUCGUAGAGCUGCAGCAGUGGUUGCCCAAACAACGAACACUGUAGCAUCGGCGCCGCCAGAAACUAUUGUUACGACGCAACCUGCGACGACGGAUUCAACGCCACCAAACGCAAUAAAUGCUGGUUCUACCCCAACUGUUGCGAACAACGAGGUUAGCAACGAGGAUCCACCAAAGUAGUUAAGUUUCAGGGCUAAAAUUAGCAAUAUAUAUACUAAUAUGCGUGAAAAGUUUCGAAACUACUUAAGAAACUAUCGUUGGUCUCAGAAAAGAUAAACAAAAUUCAUGUAAGUCUCAACCAAAACAACAAAAUUCAUGAAAUAAUCAUUCGCGGCGGAUUGACUCAAUACAAAAUAGCUGCAGGUAAAACAAUUGAACACAAUACUUAAAUGGAUGUUAGCGAAUGUGUAACAAAAAUCAAUUGAAUGUCGGGCACUAACUAUCCUGCAUAAGAUUUAUAUUUUAUCUGAAAAUCGACACUACUUUUUCUUCUCCGCCUUCAUAGCAACGCCUGCGAUGUUAUGCUGCAAUACUUUUUAGAGUGAAUGCAUGCAAGUUAGAGUGAGUUGGAUACAGUUACUAUGCAAAUAUUGUUGCCAAACUUUCUUACAACUUUCGGAUUUACGAUUCGGGCUUACAUCAGGUGCAUGCACUGUUAUUUUGACAGUGGAACAACAACAACAGCAGCAACAACAAUAUUACUAAGUGGGGUUUUACUUUCCUUGAUGCCCAUAAAUGAUUGUAAAGUCUGCGUUAAGUUGAAAGUUUUUAUUUUUCUGAAACUGUAUAAUAUCAUAUAAAACUCGACUAGUUUUUGCAGGAUUUUAAGGUGACACAUCAAAGAUACAAUAGAUGAUUGUACAUAUUUGUGCUUAAUUGUGGAAUUACUGUAAAUUAAAACUUUACCUGCUUAUGUAUGAAUAUAUUUUUGUUUUUUAGUAAAAAAAAUGUGUACCAGAAAUAGACUGUUAUUCAUAAAAAAUAGCAGCGAUUUCAAAUGCUUUACAAAUAGAAGUCUUAUUGGAUUUUGGAUUUGUACAGCAUUUCAAAGUAGUUUAUAUUUUUAUGAAUAUGGUCUUUAGACUACUCAAAUUUAAAAAAAAAUAUAAUUUAAUUUAGAGAUAACUUCAAAAGUAAAGAAAUUAAAAAUACAACAAUUCGUAAAUAAUUCAAGUCUUAUGAUGUGGUAUAGAAAAUAUGUAGCAAUAAAUUUUCGAGCUAAGGAUAUAAAUGAUUGUAGUCUAAAGGCAGCCUUUGAUUUUUAGUAUACAUAUAAACUAAUAUUCGAUUACAAAUGUACAUAUGUCAUGCGUAGCAAUAGUCAGCUAACUCUUUAUCAUGAGGAGCUAAAUUAUAGAUUCGAAGAUGCAAGCUAUGUUGUUGCUUACCAAAGAUUGCUACAUAAAAUGAAACGUGAAAUGGAAUUUGAUUAUUAUUAACGGCAGUGGCGCAUAGUACAUAUAGUAUACAUAUAUGUGUGCAACUUAUUUGACUUUAGUGAAUCAACCGUAGUAUAGUUGUAUUUCUUAUGCCUGAUUUUUUUUGACGACACACUUUGACACGUUAUGUCAACAUGUCGAUAUAUGUAGAUGCUGUGUCAAGAGUCCACAGUUGUAUUUGAGCAUGCAUUAGAAAAUUUUGCUGAUUUUUUUCCGUAUAUAUAAAAUUCAAACCAAAUCGAAUGCAUCUUCGACAAUAAGAAAUUGCUUGAUGAAAAUAUGUAGUAUAUGUGUAUACAAUUUGAAAAGGAGCAGAUUAGCAAAAUUAUACGAAAUAGUAGUUUCAAGUUAUUGACUAAAAUGUAUAUGUGAAUUUAAAUUAUAUUCUAGAAAUUUAAGUUAUAUUGAAAAUUGAUUAUAAUCCGCACGGCAAUGUAAUUGUUUUACAUUAUCUUUAAUAUAUAAAUAAUUUUAGUUCACACAAACCAAAUUAAACUGAAAAUUCGUUUAUGUAGCUAAAAUUUUAGAAUGAUCGUGCUCGAAUUAAUAUAUUAUAAAAAUUACUUCAAUAGAACUUUUUUGUAGACGACAAGAAGAAAAUAAAUUUGUGCAAUGUAUGAGUCUAAUUUGAAGAAGUUAACAAAAAAAAAAUUUAUGUAGCAUAAAAUACAUACAUAUUUAGAAAAUACUUGUGCAUUCUUAUAUAGAAUAUUUUUUGACUAUUGAGUGAUACUGAAUUUGAAGCACACAAAUUUUUUUUUUAUUUAUUUUUUAUUGCAGGGAUCGGAAAUACUAGUUAUGUAUUUUUGAAAAAAAAGUCAGUAGGAAGGAAUUUGACUAUUUAAAUUUUUUUUUUCUUAAAUAUACAUAUAUAUUAUAAAGAGUUUUCAAAUAAGAGGUGUUAUUUUGAUAUUCCAAGAAAAAUACUAUUUUUUAAUAUAAGUGAUCGGAUGUUUAUUUCAUUAUAAAAUGCAAAAUAACAUCAGGCAAAUGACCACCACGACCACGCUUGCAGGACAAUAUCCUUUUCAUGAAAUUUUUCAUAACUGAAUUGCAAAGUGGCUGCCCUAUGUUGUCGAUAGCCUCACGAAUUCUAUCUUUGAGGUCUUGAAGCGACCCUGGGCUGUUGGCGUAGACCAUCUCUUUUACGUGGCCCCAAAGAAAAAAGUCACAAGGUGUUAAAUCACAAGAUCGCGGUGGCCAAUUGUGAUCACACUCUUCGAAAGACAGCACGGUCCGGAAACUUUUCCCGCAAAAGAUCAAUGGUUUCGUUGCUUGUGUGGCACGUAGCGCCGUCUUGUUGAAAAUAAACGUUGUCCAGGUCAAUACCAUCCACUUCCGGCCAUAAAAAAUCGUUAAUCAUCUCUCUUGUUUAACACCUAACACCUUUUAUUGGAAAACCCUUUAUUAUAUUUUCUUAAACAAAAAUAACAGUUAUAUUUUAACUGUUCAAAAAUUGCAAAAAAUAUGUUUUAACUAUUCUGUUAGUGGUACUGAAUUUGAAGCACAUAAAAACGUUUCGAUGUUUAUUGCAGGGAACGGAAAUACUAGUUAUUUUUGAAAUUUCAAUUCAAAAAAUCAGUUGGAAAGAAAUUGUGUAUUUAAUAUUUUUUGUUAUUGCAAGUGAUGCUUGUUAGCCAAGGAAUAUUAAUCCUAUAUGAUUUAAAUUUUUUUGACUUUUCAAAAUGACUUUUAAUCAAAAAUAACAGUUAAAUUCUAACUGAUCAAAAAUUACAAUUUGGCUUUUACUGUCUCAGAAAAAAUAAAAGUUAACAGUGACUUUUAUUAUUUCGGUCAAAUAUAAAGGUUAAAAGUGACUUUUAUUAUCUCGGUCAAAUAUAAAAGACAAAAUUUUUCUCUAAUUUUUUCAGCCAAAAUUAACUGUUAAAAUUUUACUUUUACACCUUCGAUUAAAAACAGCGAUAAACUUUUUCAUAACAAUACGUCAUGUUUUAUUAAACAACUAUUAAAAGCUACUCUGGUUUUACAAUACCAAUUCUGAACGAUUUUAGGUAUCGUCCUUUUAACUUUUAUUUUUGACUGGAAAAGUACAAAUUAACUUUUGACUAUUAAUUUCGAACUUAAAACAGGAGUCAAUUGUCAAAUUUUCUUUUGGCUGAAAACUUAUCCGUGAAAAAACAAUAAAAAUUAAUAAGCGCUAUUUAGUGAAUCUUUUGAAAAAAAGUAUAACAGUUACGGUCCGUGAUUUUUUGUUGAAUGAAUGUAUUUUAUUUUUGUUUGUGUCAGAAAAUGUAUGAUUAAAAUUUAAAAAUAAAAAUAAAUGAAUAAGAAUAAAACGUGUCUAUGCACACUUAAUGGCAAACAAA
This is a messenger RNA of Anastrepha ludens (Mexican fruit fly), 6127 nucleotides long. It is a transcript of the gene msl-1, whose product is annotated as protein male-specific lethal-1. Lineage: Eukaryota; Metazoa; Arthropoda; Insecta; Diptera; Tephritidae. Gene Ontology annotation, cellular component: MSL complex. The transcript has 2 exons. The record is from RefSeq and is a predicted model, not a curated record. Bases 493 to 2541 code for a protein of 682 amino acids.